Pipistrellus nathusii (Nathusius's pipistrelle) is the source of this 3135-nucleotide messenger RNA. NCBI's taxonomy places the organism in Eukaryota, Metazoa, Chordata, Mammalia, Chiroptera, Vespertilionidae. The record is from the annotation of a GenBank genome assembly.
AUGGGAGAGAUAGAAGGAACAUACCGAACCCUACAGACCCCAGGGGCACGCCUUGGAGCCCAGCCCCUCGCAGGAGUGAGCACCCUGGAGCCCGGGCAGGCUCCUUCGGCAGGGAUGACGCGGAUGGCAGCUAGAAUGCAAGAGAAGUGUUUUCCUCUCCGGGUAAAGCUGCUGGACAACUCUGUGGAAAUGUUCGACGUUGAGCCUAAAUGUGAUGGCCAAGUUUUACUGACACAAGUGUGGAGGCGUUUGAAUCUGAUAGAAUGUGACUACUUCGGAUUGGAGUUUCAAAACAUCCCAUCCUACUGGAUUUGGCUUGAACCUAUGAAACCCAUCAGUAGGCAAGUACGAAGGCCAAAGAAUGCAAUGCUUCGCCUAGCAGUAAAAUUUUUUCCACCUGAUCCGGGUCAGUUGCAGGAGGAAUACACACGAUACUUGUUUGCCUUGCAACUUAAGAGAGACCUGUUGGAAGAGCGUCUGACCUGCACAGACACCACAGCGGCCCUCCUCACGUCCCAUCUUCUGCAAUCGGAAAUAGGAGAUUAUGAUGAAACCCUGGAUCGCGAGCACCUCAAAGUCAACAAGUACCUGCCCCAUCAAGAGUGUUCUCUAGAGAAGAUACUAGAAUUUCAUCGGAAGCACAUGGGCCAGACGCCGGCCGAGUCAGAUUUCCAGGUGCUCGAGGUCGCACGGAAGUUGGAAAUGUAUGGCAUCAGGUUUCACAAGGCUUCCGACAGGGAAGGAGCCAAGAUUAACCUGGCUGUGUCCCACAUGGGCGUCCUCGUGUUCCAGUGCACCACCAAAAUCAACACCUUCAACUGGUCCCGAGUCCGGAAACUCAGCUUCAAGAGGAAAAGGUUCCUUAUCAAACUCCACCCAGAAGUUCAUGGACCUUACCAGGACACACUGGAGUUCUUGUUGGGUAGCAGAGAUGAAUGUAAAAACUUCUGGAAGAUAUGUGUGGAGUAUCACACCUUCUUUAGACUCUUUGAUCAACCGAAGCCAAAGGCUAAGGCCGUCCUCUUCAGCAGGGGCUCCUCCUUCAGAUACAGUGGAAGAACUCAGAAACAACUAGUAGAUUAUGUCAAAGACGGUGUGAUGACAAGAACUUCAUAUGAAAGAAGACACAGCAGGACGCGGAUGCCGGGCCGCGCUCUGAGUACAGAAUUGCCAAAGCAGAGCAUCUCCUUCACUGAGGGCAUGAGGACUUCUGCAUCCCCAUCAACACAUGCCUCCUUCUAUUCAGUCCCUACCUCCCCAGUUGCCCUUCCUGGCCAGCCCAAUAUCAAGGACAGCAUCAUCUCCCUGACGGAGCCCCAGGCUCCCCACACCAAGAGGCCGGCUGCAGAGAGGGGCUGCGAAGCCAUGGAAGGACCCGACAUGAGACAGGCCCAGCCCCCAGGGCCCGCUGCGCUCCAGCCUUGUCAAGGCCUUCCCAAGGACAGUCCUCAGCCUUCUCCCUCCACCCGGAAGAGCCCACUGAGCCUGAGCCCUGUGUUUCAGGUGACACUGGGCCCAGCCGAGCGGGGCUCAUCCCCACUCCUGAGCCCUGUCCUUAGCGACGCUGGCGGAACCAGGAUGGACGAGGAGGAGGAGCCGAAACACAAGGGCCCGGGCGCCGACGAGGCCUACUUCAUAGCGAAGGAGAUUCUCGCCACGGAACGCACGUACCUGAAGGACUUAGAGGUUAUCACUGUGUGGUUCCGCAGCGCCGUGGUCAAGGAGGACGCCAUGCCUGCAGACCUGAUGACGCUGCUCUUCUCCAACAUCGACCCCAUCUACGAGUUCCACAGGGGCUUCCUGUGUGAGGUGGAGCAGAGGCUGGCACUCUGGGAUGGACCUUCCGGUGCCCAGGCCGCAGGCAGCCACCAGCGAAUCGGGGACGUCCUGCUCCGGAACAUGCACCAGCUAAAGCAGUUCACCGGCUGCUUCCAACGGCACGACGAGGUGCUGACAGAACUGGAAAAGGCCACCAAACGCUCCAGGAAGCUGGAGACCGUGUACAGAGAGUUCGAGCUCCAGAAAGUCUGCUACUUGCCUCUCAACACGUUCUUGCUGAAGCCCAUCCAGCGACUGGUGCACUACCGCCUGCUGCUGCAGCGGCUGUGCGGGCACUACGCGCCUGGGCACCACGACUACGCCGACUGCCGCGAUGCCCUCCAGGCCGUCACGGAAGUGACCUCCAUACUACAGCACAGCCUCGUCCGCCUGGAGAACCUCCAGAAGCUGACGGAGCUGCAGCGGGACUUGGUUGGCAUAGAGAACCUCAUCGCUCCAGGCAGGGAGUUCAUCCGUGAGGGCUGCCUUCACAAGCUCACCAGGAAGGGCCUGCAGCAGAGAAUGUUCUUUCUGUUCUCAGAUAUGUUGCUGUACACAAGCAGAGGAGUCUCGGGAACCAGCCACUUCCGGAUCCGGGGCCUCCUCCCGCUUCAUGGCAUGCUGGUAGAAGAAAGCAAGAGUGAGUGGUCCGUUCCACACUGUUUUACUAUUUAUGCAGCUCAAAAAACAAUCGUGGUGGCAGCCAGCACUCGGCUGGAAAAGGAGAAGUGGAUGCAUGACCUGAACAAUGCCAUUGAAGCGGCGAAGAGCAGUGGCAACACAACUCUGGCUCUGCCAGGCAGCUCAGUGUGCAUUCCUCCCCGCAGACCCUCUGAUGAAGUCUCUGUGGAGCAGGAGUCAGAAGAUGAUGCACAUGGUGCCCACAGCUCCUCGGAGGGGCAGGGCCAGCACCGGGCCAACACCACGGUGCACGUGUGCUGGUACCGGAACACCAGUGUCUCCAGAGCCGACCACAGCGCAGCCGUUGAGAAUCAGCUUUCAGGGUAUCUGCUAAGAAAGUUCAAAAACAGUAAUGGCUGGCAGAAGCUCUGGGUGGUCUUCACCAAUUUCUGCUUGUUCUUCUACAAAACACAUCAGGAUGACUAUCCCCUGGCCAGCCUCCCCCUGCUGGGCUACAGUGUGAGCGUCCCCAGGGAGGCUGAUGGCAUCCACAAGGAGCAUGUCUUCAAGCUGCAGUUCAAAUCUCACGUUUACUUCUUCCGGGCCGAGAGCAAGUACACGUUUGGGAGGUGGAUGGAGGUGAUUGAGAGAGCCAGCAGCUCGCCCGGAAAGGCUGGGGGCCCUGAGGAGGCAUGA